CUGGUCAAGACUUUUUCCUUCUAUAGACAUCUAAAAAGCUAAUGCCAUUUCCCUACAACUUAUCUUUCUAUAACACUCUUCUCAAACAAUAUACCAACCACAGUAGAUGCAGACAGCUACUAACCAAAAAUAAACACACACAAUAGAAGAAACAAAACAAAGAAAACUCCAUGGACAUCACAAGAAACAGCAGCACCAAGCUCCAUCUUCAAACACAGUCUCUAUUUCCUCCUAAUAUGGAGAAAACUUUAGAUGUUGAGCCAAGAAUGAGCACAAACCCAUUUGCAGAAGAGUUCAUCAGCAAAUCACUGCCAAUAUCAUCAAACCAAAGCAGUAGUAGCAGUGAGAUGGUAUAUGAAAGAAGACAGAGUUUCUCAUCACAAAAGAGCAUUGGAGAAGGAAGAAGCAGUGGACAGAGAAGAGUGAUGUUAAUGGAGUCUCCUUGCACUCCAGGCAGAGGAGUCUUCAGUUUCAGUAGCAGCCUCUCUGGUAGAAGAAGAAACUUCCCUUCUAAAUGGGAUGAUGCCGAGAAAUGGGUCACCUCCAGUCAUGAAUCUCCAGCACAUUCCCUCAAAACCAGUAACUCCCACUUUGAUGGCUUCAAGAACCAUCAAAUCCUUAAAGGUAAGAAGAAGAACAAGAAGCCCUUUAAAUAGAUUCUUGAAAAGUUUUGAUCUUUAUAGUUUAAUUCUUUCGUUCUGUUAGAUAAGUUAGCGAACGAAGUGCCAUCAACGGAAGGGUUUAUAUUCAGAGAUCUCGAGGAAGAAGAAGAAGCUCAAGUUCAACACAGAGACAUGGGAACAGAGAUGACGCCGGUCGGAAGCGUGACGACUUCAAGAUGUCACACGCCCUUCAAAAGCACGUCUCCAGCGAGACACAACACGCCUUCUAACAUGUCCGGUCCCUUAACAGAAACCAAAAACGUUAUAGACAUCACCGAGUUCGCCGACAAGUUAAGACUCAGCGGGUCAGCUGCGACUCAGUAUUAUAACUCGGUGACGAGUCACUGGAACUCGAGGGAAGAGGAGGAAGAAGAGAUAUCGAUGAGCUUAAGACACUCGGACAUGGAAAGUGAGUUACGGAGCAGUGUUUCGGAAACUAAAGCUGCUUUAUGGGAUGGUGAAGACGUCAAAAUCAAGUUUUGUCAAAGAUAUCAAAGAGAAGAAGCCAAGAUCAAGGCAUGGGUGAAUCUCCAAGAUGCGAAAGCCGAAGCUCAGUCCAGGAAACUCGAGGUGAAAAUACAAAAGAUGAGAUCAAAUUUUGAGGAGAAAAUGAUGAAGAGGAUGGAUACAGUUAUGCACAGGAGAGCAGAGGAGUGGAGAGCUACGGCGAGGCUACAACAUGCUGAGCAGUUGAAGAGAACUGCUGAGACGGCGAGGAAGUUGAGUAACCGCCGUGGCUAUUUGGUUGCCGGACGUAGCUCAUGUGGUUGUCUUCCUUGUAAUAUUAGCGGUUCUUGUCACUAAGUAAAAGUAAAAUAUAAAUGGACAACAAGGACAAGAAAAUUACUGCUUUAUGUGUUUGGAUUAAUCAGUAUUUAUGUUAUUUUUACUGCUUUAUCAAUGAAAUACAA
Molecule: messenger RNA, 1573 nt
Organism: Raphanus sativus (radish)
Lineage: Eukaryota; Viridiplantae; Streptophyta; Magnoliopsida; Brassicales; Brassicaceae
Exons: 5
Source: RefSeq, a predicted model, not a curated record